Molecule: messenger RNA, 5633 nt
Organism: Alligator sinensis (Chinese alligator)
Lineage: Eukaryota; Metazoa; Chordata; Crocodylia; Alligatoridae
Gene: PRIMA1
Product: proline rich membrane anchor 1
Exons: 4
Coding region: 105-662 (185 amino acids)
Source: RefSeq, a predicted model, not a curated record
CGGGGCGAGGGAGGGGUUGUGCGCGGUCCCUGGGGAAGCCCCCUGCCCGGCCCGGCCCGGCCCUGCCCUGCCGGGACGGAGCGGGGAGGCGCCGCGCUCUGGGCAUGGGUGCGAGCGGCGCUGUGCUGGGCGCUCUGUGUUCAGUGUCGCAGGUGCGGAGCGCCGGGCGCCCUCGGCCCGCAGGCGGGAUGCUGCUCCGGGAGCUGCUGCUGUUGCUGCUCCCCCACUGCUGCUGGCCUCCCCUGCCGCUGGCGCUCCACCCCCUGCGGGGCUUCAUCCAGAUCACUCAGGGUGAACCCCAGAAGUCAUGUUCCAAAGCUGUAGCAGAGAAAGUUACGGAGAGUUGUCAACAAAUUUGCCAGUGUAGACCACCUCCUCCUUUACCACCCCCUCCACCACCUCCACCACCGCCAAGGUUGCUUGUAGUCCCAACUACAAAGUCUACCUACUGCCCGCCUGAGGGGACCUGGUGGCCAGGCCUGAUUAUUAUCAUUGCAGUAUGCUGUGCCACGCUAGUGUUCCUCAUUGUAGUUGUCAUCAUUUGCUACAAAGCCAUAAAAAGGAAACCACUGAGAAAAGAAGAGAAUGGAACAAAUCGAGCUGAAUAUGCAAUGACCUCCUCCCAAAACAACAAAACAGUUGAUAAUAAUGCAGUUGUAUAAUCUCUGAGACCCACCCCCCCACGAUGCUGGAGGUGUUAAACUUUCAAAGCACACACGCAAGUAUGCAAGGUGGGUGAAAUAAGGAAAUGAAAGGUGCUCUGUGGCCAAGGACUUCAUUUCAGAUAUAGUGCACGCAUCAGUUAUUCAGAGAAGAAAAGGAGACUGCUCUUCAGGCUUGCUGAUUGUCAAAGGGAGGAUAAACUUGCCAAUCAGGGCUAUCCAGAGAAAAGACCUCACAAAGGCAUAAUCAUUGCAUGCUGCAGCUGUUGAAAGCAACAUCACGAUGCCUCCAGGUUCCUCCUCUUCUUUUUUUUUUCUCUUUAUUUUUGAUUGACUGUCCACAAAGAGCUGCUUAAGUAGAAUCCUUUGAUGUGAAGGUGAUCUGCCAGAGUGGCAGCAACUUAGUAUAAAUGGGUCUGAGGUUCAGAGGGUGGAAGUCAUCACCUGCAUGCUUCUCUGGCUUGCACAGCAUUUUCAUUUACAAGCUCCCAGCUUUGUAUGCUUAAAUAACAAUUAUUAUUUUGUUAUGAAAAAGGGAAAAAGGGUUUUGUUAAUCCACCAAGCAACCAAAAACUGCAUGAACUUGUGAAUUAACCCAGGAAAUAAAUCUGCAGUCUGGUGACUAUGCAAUUUCCAUGGCUGAAGACUUUUCAGGCAAAAGAAAUCCAAGUAGGAUCAUUAGCAAUUAGCAUUGCUAAUGAAAGAUAGAGGUAAUAUUUAAAAGGUGCUUUGAACACUGUUAUUUCAUAAUCAGCCUCUUUUUUUACUGCAUAGCUUUUAAUUCUUAGCUUUACAAACAUUUCUAGUUCUCUUGUCCUCUGUGAAGUUCUGCACAUUUACUGUCUUUGCACCACACAGAUCUGUCAGAGAAUCCCUCUAGAAAGGAUUUUGUUUACAUUUUGGAGUGAAUAUAUGGGCUCAGUUGUGAUAAAAGGACUAGCAGCAGUGGAAACUGAAGCCCUACUUAUCCUCUGAUUAGCUGCUGGGCAAGAGGAGGAAAAAAGGGUGUCAAGGUUUUAAGUUUUCCAAGUUGUCCCACUAAGGACUUCAUAGACCUGACAUAGAGGGCCAUUUACCAGGGAUUGUUAAAUCAAUGUGCCCGUGUUAGCUCAGUUCUCUGCCUUUCCUGAGCAGAGACUGCCAACUGUGCCAAAUUAUAUGCGAUAGCUUUGUGAUGUGUCUUUUUGUGAUGUGGAUUGCAGACAACUUGAAGCAAAGCUGAAUCCACCAAACUCAUUUCACUUAGGAUCUCAGGUUAGACUCAGUCAGUAAUCCCCUAGAAUAAAGGCCAAUGUUUAAUCUACAGUGCCCUGCCUUCCUGAAAUAGGAUGUUUAACAUUUUCUUUUCUGUCACACAUUCAUUUUGUAAGUCUCCAUUUAUCACUGUGCUGAAAAUACAAUUCAGUGAAAAAAAUAUGAACCACACUCUGACUUGUUGUCUUGCUGUCAAACUUCAAUAAUACUCUGUCUCUUUGUCUUUGAGCAACUCAAGCAAGCCAAUGCAGCCUCGCUGCAUAAAACGACUGCACCUUGGCAUUUGAGUAUUUCAGUACUGAAAUACAUUGAUACUUUAAAUAUUAUAUGAAGAUGUGUCUGAGCAGCAAAAUGUGCAUCUGAAUUUUGAAUCCUCCAGAGCAUGUGGUUUCCCAGAUCUGGUGUUCAACAUUUAGGCCAUUACAGAUAAGGAGAAGCUAUAAAAUUUGGACUCUGAAGCUCUUUUCCUCCAUACAGUUUGAGACAUUCAGAUCAGCAGUUUUUGCUCAGACCCAUAUUUGGUUUUCUAUUACCCGAUGAACAGAUAGGGUAUAGGUAAAUAUCUGUAUCCUCUCACUGACAAAACAGUGCUGCUAUAUACUGUUGUGAAGGAAUCUAAGGAGUUAUUUAUUUAGCUUUUUAGCCUGUAUACCCCUAUGUAGAAAUUUAGCUACAUGAAUAUUAUUUUUUAAAAGUCAAGAUGUUCUUGAGAUGGAGCAAUUUUUUAAACAUAUGUGAAAGGGAGUAAAGAACCCUUCACCCCAAGAAUAUGAUCAUGUAUCUCACUGCAGUAAUUUAUAAUGUAUGUUUGCACAAAAUACAGUGAUAUGUUUUUAGAUGCAGGUGGGAUCAACCAUAAUUUAAUUUACUCUGUAAAUCUUGCAUCCCAAAUGUUCAUUGCCUGAGGCACAUAUUGCCAAAAUACUACCAUAAAAACAUUUUAAAUAUCUUUCUAAGGGUUUUUUUAAGCCAUACAUUUAUUUUUGGUGCAUUUCCUUCAUGUUUUUCUUUUGUUUUUUCUGUAUAAUUGUGCCAUUGUUUGAGACUGGUUACAUGCUGAACUGAGACUAUACAAUAGAAAUCCAGAUAGGUUUAGCAUGAUUCAGGCUCAGGAUUAGCACUUUCUCUUACUGGUCCUUGAUUUUCUUUAUCUCCUAGCAAAGCUUUAAAGGCAUGUUCUAUAAGGCCAAGGUCACAAAGGGAUUUGCAGAUCAUUAAGUCCAUCAAAACGUGUCUGUUUUUGUAAGAUGUCUAAGGAAAGGUCAUGGGGCUCAGUCUCACUCUCACUGAUGUCAGUGGCAAAAAUCAUAUUGUCCUCAAUGGGAAGAGAAUCCAACCCCUAUAUAAUCUAUAAACAGAGUGAAACAUAAAGCUUCAACAGUGAGCACUGGGUAGGCAGUAUGUUUCAAUGAACACUGGACAUGGGAUUCUUGCAACAAUGGUUUUAUUCCCAGUUUUGCUACUGGCCUCCUUGGUGACUUGUGAUGAGUCAUUUUGUCACUCUGUGCCUCAGUUUCCCCAGCUAUGUAAGAAGGAUAACAAGACUUACAUUCCUUAUGGCAACAGGUUUAGCUCUACAAAUGAAGAGCACCAUAUAAGAGCUAAGUGUCAGUGGUGUUAUGAGAAAGUUUGGAUCUGAGGAUAGAUUGAAUUCCUAUGGAAUAAAUGUGCUUAGGCAUGUGAAGCUUUAUUAAUUUUCAUCUGGAUAUUCUUGCUGAAUAGUCAGUCCCAAUAUUUAAAAAGGUAACGGCACUCCAGAUUCUUCUCUCAUCCAUUGGCCAAAUUAAGAACUUUUCUCUCCUUUACCAAAGAGCCAUUACUCUGAAAAUUCUGGUUAAAUUCAUUGCACCAAAAUUUAAAGUGAGAGGUGUACUGGAUAAAGAAGCAGAUUUCAGUCUUUAGAAAAGAGAGACCAAUGAGGUUGUGCUUUUGGGGAUUAUUUCUGAAGCUUUCUGAUGUGGCUUGGGGUUUUGUUUAAUGCUCUCCAGGUUACUUGCAACACUUAUUAUCCAUUUAAUUAAAUGCAAAGGAAAUAAUACAAAGAAAAUAUACCAGUUGUGCUGAAUAAAGGCUUCACUGGCAUAAUGAUCCCUUAGCGCAAGAACUGGCAAUUCAUAGUAGAGGUCUAGAGGCAUUUAGGGACAUGUUUACAUGUGCUCCGAGUUGGGGGUGAGGGUCCUUUAAUUAGAACUGCUCUUGGGAGCUACUCUAAUUAAAGUGCUGACAGCAUCAUGUGUUUUCAGCAUCCCAUGCUUCAAAAUGGCAGUGGGGGUGCUUUAGCUAAAGCUUAUUCAGUGUUCAACAAAUGUUCAACAUAAACCACAUCCACCGCCACCCAUCCCCCCCAUACCAUUUUGAAGCACGGGGAUGGUGAAUGCACUUGACAUGGAGGCUGUGCAAACUCAGUUAAUUGAGUCUGCUCUGAUGCAUGCUAAUUAGCAUGCAUCGGAGCUGACAUCCAGCACAUGUAUAGAUGCACUUAAAGCUUAUUUCUAUCCUCCCUUAUGGUAAGAUGUUGAAAGGCCCUGUAAUAGCUCAGUGCACCUAAUCGAACAGAGGCUCACAGUAGCAUAAUUAGAAGUGGGCACUGACUUGGGGCACAAAAUGGAGGAUGCCAUCACUGCCACCCAGGGCACAAGAACACCUCUGACUCCUUAACAGAUAGAAAGUGAUUUGUCUGUAUUGAACUCAAACUGACUGACCUACACUAAAUUUGGGGCUUCAGUUAGUUUUUUUUAGAUGUACCUAGUUCUGUUAUUGGAGUAGGGCCUUAUUUAGAAACCACAGCUCUACCCCUUAAUCAUAGUCAGACAUACAGGUAAAACAUCCAAAUGUUUUGUUAAGUCUGAAGACAGAGGAUUAACUGAAUUUUCUUUAAGCACUCAUUUUAAUUAAAGAAAUGUUUGGAAUCUGAAGUCCUGUAUCUGAGACCAGCACUUUAAGAACCUAAUCCUGUAAAGUGCUGAACUCCUCCAAGACUUGGUGAAGUUAAAGACAGUUGAAGGAGCUCACCACUUUGCAAGAGGUACUCAGAACCUCCUGCCUCGGACCCACCACAAACACAUGGCCAGUGUGGAUUCCAGACCUUCCUUAGUACCUGCAAAAACAGACUUUAAAAGAAAAGACAGAGUGACUAAGUUUCAGAUAGAAGCAUACAUAUAUAUGCAUACAUAGCCCUAAUUCUCUACCGCGUUGGUGUUCUUGUUUACACCGUGCCAAGGGAAUAUAAAUUGUUCUAACUUGGUAGCAUUUUACACCUAUUUUGCAUUCAAUUUUUCCAGGUGUAAAAGACUGCACAUGUCACAAAACAGUGGAGACUGGGGACUGGUAUAAUUAUACAUAUAUAUGCAUCCAUUCACAAUACUUCCUGCAUCUGUACAAACACAAUAUAUGAUUUUAAACUCAAAGAUAGUGUGUUAAAACUAAUGCAUGAAUGUAAAUAUUCUAAGAUCUGCCUUCUUGACUGUGUACCACAUGUACAGAUGAAAACAAAUCUUGUUUAUAGGAAAAUCUGUAUCAGUGGUUAAAUGACUAAAGAGAAAAAUAUCAGAAUUAAUGUUGUCAUGUUUCUCAAACAAGCCAUUAAUGUAUAUUUAGCAUUUAAGGAUAUUGCUCAAUAAGUAUAUUCUGUACCAAAAACUGUGCUGCAUAUACAGAUUGUGCAGUACCCUAUUUUAAAAAGGCACCAUAAUUAAUUUUUAUUUUAAAUAAAAAUGU